This is a messenger RNA of Alligator mississippiensis (American alligator), 1866 nucleotides long. RefSeq names its product fascin actin-bundling protein 2, retinal (gene FSCN2). Gene Ontology annotation, biological process: establishment or maintenance of cell polarity; cell migration; actin filament bundle assembly. The record is from RefSeq and is a predicted model, not a curated record. Bases 17 to 1492 code for a protein of 491 amino acids. Gene Ontology annotation, cellular component: cytoplasm; actin cytoskeleton. NCBI's taxonomy places the organism in Eukaryota, Metazoa, Chordata, Crocodylia, Alligatoridae. Gene Ontology annotation, molecular function: protein-macromolecule adaptor activity; actin filament binding. The transcript has 5 exons.
GGCCCCGCGCCGGAAGAUGCCCACCAACGGCAUCCACCAGGUGCUGAAGAUCCAGUUCGGCCUCAUCAACUGCGAGAACCGGUACCUGACGGCCGAGAGCUUCGGCUACAAGGUCAACGCCUCGGCCCCCAGCCUCAAGCGCAAGCAGAUCUGGACCCUGGAGCAGGACGAGGGCGACGGCUCCGUCGUCUUCCUCAAGAGCCACCUGGGCCGCUACCUGGGGGCUGACAAGGACGGGCAGGUGCGGUGCGAGGCGGAGAAGCCGGGUUGCGCCGAGCGCUUCGCCAUCAUCACGCAGUCGGACGGGCGCUGGGCGCUGCAGUCCGAGCUGCACAAGCGCUUCUUCGGGGGCGCGGAGGACCGGCUGUCCUGCUUCGCCCAGGUGGUGACCGAGGCCGAGCUGUGGACCGUGCACCUGGCCAUCCACCCCCAGGCCAACCUGCUGAGCGUCAGCCGGCGCCGCUACGCCCACCUGAGCCCGCAGGAGGACGAGAUCUCCACCGACAGCAACAUCCCGUGGGGCGUGGAUGCGCUCAUCACCCUCUGCUUCCAGAACAAGAAGUACUGCCUGCGCACCUGUGACAACCGCUACCUGCGCCACGACGGCACCCUGGUGCCCGAGCCCGACGCCCGCACCGGCUACACGCUCGAGUUCAAGGCCGGCAAGCUGGCCUUCAAGGACUGCGACGGCAAGUACCUGGCUCCCGCCGGGCCCACCGGCACCCUCAAGGCCGGGCGCAGCUCCAAGCCGGGCAAGGACGAGCUCUUCGACCUGGAGGAGAGUCACCCGCAGGUCGUCUUCCGGGCGGCCAACGGCAGAUACGUCUCCAUCCGGCAAGGCGUUAACGUCUCGGCCAACCAGGACGAGGAGACGAACCAGGAGACCUUCCAGAUGCAGAUCGACAAGGAGACCAAGAAGUGCAUCCUGCACUCCAGCGCCGGCAACUACUGGACCCUGGUGGCCCACGGUGGCGUCCAGGCCACCGCCACCGAAGUCGCUGCCAACACCAUGUUUGACAUCGAGUGGCGCGGGCGGCGGGUGGCCCUGAAGGCCAGCAACGGCAAGUACAUCUGCACCAAGAAGAACGGGCAGCUGGCCGCCGUCAGCGACGCCGCGGGGGACGACGAGGAGUUCACGCUGAAGCUGAUCAACCGGCCCAUCCUGGUGCUGCGCGGAGACCACGGCUUCGUGUGCUACCACCGCGGCUCCAACAUGCUGGACGCCAACCGCUCCGUCUACGACGUCUUCCAGAUCGUCUUCCACGACGGCGCCUACCAGAUCAAAGGCGCGGGCGGGAAGUUCUGGUACGUGGCGAGCAACGGGCUGGUGUGCAGCGACGGCGAGACGUCGGAGGACUUCUUCUUCGAGUUUCGGGAGCACGGGCGCGUGGCCAUCAAAGGCAAGAACGGGAAGUACCUGCGCGGGGACCCCGCCGGCACGCUCAAGGCCGACGCCGACACGGUGCCCCGCGCCACGCUCUGGGAGUACUGAGCUCCGCGCCCGGCCUGGCCCGGCCGGGGGGACGCCCUGCCCCGCGCGUGUGAUUGCAGUGACCCUGCCAGGCGCCGGCCUCGCUGCACCCGCAGGGAGGGGGACGCCCCUGCCCGUGUCCCCGACCCUAGAGCACAGAUGCUGCCCCUCGGCCCCCGCUCCGGGGCGGCCACUGCUUGCUAGAUGGCACCGUGGGGCGGGGGCAGGUGCAGAGCUAGCUAGUCCCUGGGUAGGCCCCAGGCACGGGGGUAUUGGGGGGCAUUGCAAUGCAGCCCGGGGGGGUGGGGGGCGAGAGUGGUAGAAGCCCCCCACAAGCCGCUGUGGCUGCCCGCGUGCCCCACGCUCCUCAUUAAAACCCAGCUGAGUGGCACCAA